UAGAGAUGAGCUACCCACUGGACUACCUCUACGGCCACGGAUCCUAUCGCAGGACACCACAGGGACACUCUGCCCGGCCCGCCGCUUCCCUCUCCUCCUCCGGCUACCACUCCCAGCCAUGGACGACCUCCCAACGCCACCGCCCGGCCUACAGCCAUGCAGCCUCUGCCGACAGCUUGGAAAUCUUUAAUGGCGACAUGACUCGGAGGAACGAGAAGGAGAUUCUGCAGACACUCAACGACCGGUUCGCCGGUUACAUCGACAAGGUGCGGAACCUCGAGCUGAUUAACUCGAAUCUGGAGCAGGAAGCGGCUGCACUGCGACAGAGCCAGACGGGGCGCGCUACGGUUGGAGAGCACUAUCAGCGUGAGCUGGGGGACCUGAGGGUUAUAGUCCAGCAGUUGACCGGGGAGAAGGCACGCACACUCUUGGAGCAUGACCACCUUGAAGAGGACAUCCAGCAUGUGCGGACCAGGCUCGAGGACGAGGCACGCAGCCGGGAGGAGCUGGAGGCCGCAGCACGCGUCAUGAACAAGUAUGUGGAUGAGUCUGGGCUUGCACGGCUGGAGCUGGACAAGAAGCUGUUCGCGCUGCAGGAAGAAGCCGCGUUCCUGAAGAAGAACCACGAGGAUGAGGUGGCCGAGAUGCUCGCACAGAUCCAGGGUACACAGGUGAGGUUCGAGGCUCGAGACACGAUCAAGGCGGACGUGACGAGCGCGCUGCGGGAGAUCCGCGCUCAGCUGGAUGGCCACGCGACCAAGAGCGCAAUGCAGGCAGAGGGAUGGUUUAAAGUGCGUAUGGAACGGUUGGCGGAUGCAGCUCACUCUAACACGGAUGCAAUCCGCGGUGCCCAAGAGGAGAUAGCCGAGUAUAGACGGCAGCUGCAGAGCCGCACCAUCGAACUGGAGACCCUCAAAGGAACCAAGGAGUCUUUGGAGAGACAACGCAUGGAUAGUGAGGACAGACACCAUGGGGAUAUCCACUCCCUACAGGAGACCAUCCACCAGCUGGACGGUGAGCUGAAGAGUACUAAGUGGGAGAUGGCCAGUCAGUUGAGAGAAUAUCAGGAGCUGCUGAAUGUCAAGAUGGCUCUGGAUAUAGAGAUAGCUGCCUACAGGAAGUUGCUGGAAGGGGAGGAGACUCGGUUCCUAUCUGGGCCAAGCCUGUUCUCCUACUCCUCCGUUCACCUUAAGCUUAAGGGGGAGGAGCUCUCAGACACAGUCAUACUGGAGGAACAGACGGAUGAGACACAGGUCACUGAGGUGACAGAGGAAGGAGAGGAAGAGAAGGGCGAAGAGAAUGAAGAGGAAGUAAAGGAAGAGGAUGAGACCAAAGCUGAGGUAGGAGAGGGGGAAGGAUCUGAGGAUAAGGGAGGAGAGGAGGAAGAGGGUGAUAAGGAGGAAGGGGAAGGAUCUGAGGAUAAGGGAGGAGAGGAGGAAGAGGGUGAUAAGGAGGAAGGGGAAGGAUCUGAGGAUAAGGGAGGAGAGGAGGAAGAGGGUGAUGAAGAGGAAGGAUCUGAGGAUAAGGGGGAAGAGGUGUCAGGUGAGGAGAAAGAGAAGUCUAAGUCACCUGAGGAGGCUGCUUCUCCAUCUAAGUCUCCCAUCAAAACCCCCCAGCCCAAAUCUCCCGCCGUCAAAUCCCCUGAAUCCAAAUCACCCCCAGCCAAAUCUCCCCUCCCCAAAUCACCCGCCAAGUCUCCUGCCCCCAAAUCUCCCACGGAGAAAUCUCCCCAGCUCAAAUCCCUGGCUGUGAAAUCACCAUCUAAAUCUCCCCCUAGCAAAUCCCCAGAGUCUAAGUCCCCUACUCCCAAGUCCCCCUCCAAGUCUCCUGAACCCAAGUCCCCCAUCCAGGAGAAGGCCAAGCCCCCUGCAGAAGACAAACCAGCCAAGGAGGAGAAGAAAGAGAAGGAACAACCCCAGCCUGUAAAAGAGGAGAAGAAACAGGAGCCAGAACCCAAGGAGAAAGAGAAGAGUGGGAGCCAGCCUAAAGAGAAGGCUGAGGAGAAGGCAGACAAACCAGAUCCCAAGAAGGAGAGCAAGCCAGAGGAGACCCCAACACCUGCCCCUCCUGCCGCCGCCUUGGAAAAGCCUGCAGAGGAGAAGCCCGCCCCCGCCAAGGAGAGCCCCACCCCUGCUAAGAAGGAAGAUGAGAAACAGGCCCCAUCCAAAACAGACGACAAACCUCAGGCAGAGUUGAAGCCUGCCCCCAAAGAAUCACCAGAGAAAGCAGAGAGCAAGAAAGAGAAGAAACCAGAGCCCAAAGAGGAGGUGAAGGAGGACAAGCAGGAGGCCUCUAAAGGGUCCGACAGUAAAGAGGCGAAGGAUACGAAGGUGGAAGGGAAGGCAGAGAAGGACGAAAAGUCCUCCAGCACUGAGGUCAAAGAGAAAGCCAUGAAGUGAAUCACUAACGUGGUGUUUAUGAGCCGAGAGAGAGAGAGAGAGAGAGAGAGAGAGACGCAAAAUAACUAUCG
Oncorhynchus masou masou (cherry salmon) is the source of this 2470-nucleotide messenger RNA. Its product is annotated as neurofilament medium polypeptide-like. Gene Ontology annotation, molecular function: structural constituent of postsynaptic intermediate filament cytoskeleton. Gene Ontology annotation, cellular component: neurofilament; axon. The record is from RefSeq and is a predicted model, not a curated record. Lineage: Eukaryota; Metazoa; Chordata; Actinopteri; Salmoniformes; Salmonidae. Gene Ontology annotation, biological process: intermediate filament bundle assembly; axon development.